CUACUCAACGACUCCUCUCUCUCUCUCUGUCCCAGUAGAGAGUCCCUCAAAACCCAAAAAAUCACCAAUUAAAGCCUUUUCAGAAAAAAAAAAAAAUUAGCAAAGAAAAGUUAGGGUUUCAUUUUCUUUAAUCCGUUAAAUUUUUUUUCCAUGAUAUGCCCGCUGUUGAAUCGUGACCUAGGGUUUGUUUGCAGAUCAGUUUUGGGCUUCCUUGACAGGUCGAUUGCCGGAGCCAUGGGUUGCUUCAUUGCUUGCUUUAGGGUCAGGGACGAUCGCCACCAUCGCCAGAGGUCACAGCCUCACCUCGUUUCUGAAUCUUCUAAUCCAAAGCUUACGGAGGUUGUAAUAUCUCAAAAUCGUCUUUCGUCUCUGUUUAUUUCCGAAGAUAAACAAGAUUCUCCUUGUAAGAAUAGUGGAGGUGCUGGUGCUGGUACUCCAGAAAUUGAUAAGGAGCUUAAGGACGAGGCCAGGUUUCUUAAAGCCUGUGGUACCUUAGCAGAGACUCCUAUUGAAAUUCGCAAAGCUUCUUCUAAGUGGAACAGCUCACCUCUUCAUGAUGGAGAUUCAGAGACUUCAAAAUUCCAUUCGUGGCUUCCCAAUACAUCCAUUAAGAAACUUCAGUUGGAAAACCAAAUUGACCAACCCUCUACUCCAACAAAACUCUCCGAAGAGAGGCCUCACGUCUCAGGUUCUUUAGAGUAUACCCCUGGCAGUAGUUGUGUAUCAAAUGUUCAGAACUCGGGAAGAGUCUCUGUUGGCUCUACUGAAGGCAGUGGUGCAGGUGGCAGUUACUCAGCAGCUACGAGUCAUGCUUAUCCGACUGAAUAUGUUACAACUUUAGAAACACCUCAACUUUCAGCCACAAAUGCUCCAUGCAGGAACAAAUCUGUGCGAUUUGAAUGUGAUUCAGAUUUAUCCUCCUUUGGGGGUUCGUCAUCUGAAAAUGGUAGCCAGAAUUUAAAGAGAGCUGAAUCACCAGGUAAUCAGAGCAUAUCAAAACGUUCACCCUAUCCAACCCCACAUAAGAUUUCUGAUGAAAUGCAAACGCCUGGAACUGUUUUCCCCUCAAACUUGGAUACUUUUCCAAAUGGGAAGAUUCGAGUUAGGUCGCAAUAUGUAUAUCCAGUUUUGAACCCAGUUGAAAGUGUCUCACAGUGGAAUGUGCUGAAGGAAGAAGAUCCUAACUUUGACCAAAUUUCAGGUGAGUCAAGAAAAUCUCUUGAUCAGCCUGAAAGUGCAACGCCUAUGUCGAAAGAGACAAUCGGAGAAACUUUGUCAGAGGAGUUAAAUGUUGAAGCUAGUUUGUCUACCUGGUUGAAGCCAAUACCAUCGAUUAAGGACGGCAAUAAUAAGAACUUUGUUGGUGUUUCUGGCCCUGGCCGUCCUCGAGUGGCUAGAACCCCUAUGGACAGACCUAUUAUUGGGAUGGUUGCUGCUCAUUGGAAUGAGGAUGAUCCCUCUCGUAUCUCACCCAAGUGGUGGGAUGGGAAUGGAAUUCCAAAUUCAACCAAUAAGUACAAGGAGGAUCAGAAGGUCAGUUGGCAUGCAACACCUUUUGAGGAGAGGUUAGAAAAGGCAUUGUCUGAAGAAAGUUUCAUCUCCCAGAGGCAGCCAAUUCAAGGAAAGCCUAUAAAUUUUGAUGAGAAUGAUGAAAAUGAUACGGCCCUUUCUCAGUUGCAAUCUUCACCCCAUCCGAAAUCUCUUGUUUCGUUCUGAUGAGUUUGCAUUGUAUUGCCAGUUUAUUGUUACAUCUGAUAUUUUGUUGAUGUAGUUGAACUUCACAAAUAUCAAAAUCUCAUGGAUUGCAUCAAGCCAUUAAGAUUUGAUUGGAAAAUUCCGUUUUCUGUGUGUACAUAAACAAUGAAAGCCCCCCCAUAUCUAAGGUUUUGGUUUGGCUAA
Messenger RNA from Humulus lupulus (European hop), 1899 nucleotides. RefSeq names its product protein JASON. NCBI's taxonomy places the organism in Eukaryota, Viridiplantae, Streptophyta, Magnoliopsida, Rosales, Cannabaceae. The record is from RefSeq and is a predicted model, not a curated record. The coding region runs from base 151 to 1716 and encodes 521 amino acids. Gene Ontology annotation, biological process: male meiosis II. The transcript is spliced from 7 exons.